Ilyonectria robusta is the source of this 1185-nucleotide messenger RNA. Its product is annotated as peptidase S8/S53 domain-containing protein. The transcript has 2 exons. Bases 1 to 1185 code for a protein of 394 amino acids. Gene Ontology annotation, biological process: proteolysis. The record is from RefSeq and is a predicted model, not a curated record. Lineage: Eukaryota; Fungi; Ascomycota; Sordariomycetes; Hypocreales; Nectriaceae. Gene Ontology annotation, molecular function: serine-type endopeptidase activity.
AUGAAGUUCUCUGCCACUCUUUGCAGCCUCACCGGGCUUCUCGGCCUGGCCCUGGCCGCCGCACCCAUCAAGAACGAUGGCAUCUCGGCCGACAUCGUUGUCCCCGACAAGUACAUCGUCAAGUACAAGACCGGCACCGAUGCCACUGAGCGAAAGAACCACGAAAACGGAAUCACCAAGAAGGCCAAGAAGAAGAACAAGAAGGGUGUUGUCGACACCAUCGACGUCGGCGGACUCCACGCCUACGUUGUUGAGAUCCCUCCCUCGGAGGUCUCGGACAUUGCCAACUCUAACUUGCCGCUCGACAAGCGUGCCGCUGUCAGCCAGCUCAACGCCCCUUGGGGUCUCGCCCGUAUCUCGCACAAGCUCGGAGGUAACUCUGGCUCCCACGAGUCCAACUACUACUACGACAACACCGCCGGUGCUGGUGUCCGCGUGUAUGUCAUCGACACAGGCAUCCGGACUACCCACACUGAGUUCCAGGGCCGCGCCGUCUGGGGCGCCAACUUCAUCAGCGGCUCGCCCAAUACCGACGAGUACGGCCACGGCACUCACGUCGCCGGUACCGUUGCUGGCAAGACGUUCGGCGUGGCCAAGCGUGCGACUGUCGUGGCUGUCAAGGUGCUUGACAAGACCGGCUCCGGCACUAUGUCUGGUGCCAUCCUGGGCAUUAACUGGGCUGUCAACAACGCCAAGUCACUCGGUAUCGCUAAGAAGGCCGUCAUCAACAUGUCUCUCGGUGGUGCCUACACUGCCUCCGUCAACGCGGCCGUCAAGGCUGCUACCGAUGCUGGUCUCACCGUCGUUGUCUCUGCUGGCAACUCCAACUCCGACAGCUCAUUCUACUCGCCCGCUUCUGCUCCCUCUGCCAUCACUGUUGGUGCUGUUGAGGGUACCAACUACCGCGCUUGGUUCUCCAACUAUGGCUCCUUGGUCGAUAUCUUCGCCCCUGGUGUCAGCACCCUCAGCUCUUACUACCUCAGCGACACUUCUAGCCGGUACUUCGCUGGUACUAGCAUGGCCUCUCCCCAUGUCGCCGGUCUUGCGGCCUACUUUAUCGCCAAGGAGGGUCUCUCUGGCUCCGUUGCCGUCACCAACCGCAUCCUCGGCGCUGCUGUUAUCGGUGUUGUUGCAGACCCGCAGGGUAGCCCGAACCGCAUGGCUUACAACGGCCUUGGGGCUUAA